UUGUCCUGGCUACUUUUGGACGGAGACUUGUAGGAUAUGCCCAAGACAGGGUCUAGAGUCCAGGGCUUUCAGAUCGAUGCAAGGUCUGCUUGUCUUGUUAUCGAGAUAAUUCAAUUGAUGGAUUCGAGGCCCGGCGCUGUCGCUCGACAUUUGCUAAAUGGCCAACACUCGCGCGAUAGAUAGAUGUUUUGUUGUAAUUCCCAUGCCCUAUCUGACUCCCUGUACGCUAUAGGCAUCAGUAAUUUGAGAAAGUCAUCCCCGAGCGCAUCCCCGUUUUUCGACAUUAUCCAUCAUCGAGCAUGCGAUAGACUGAUCACAUGUCUCUCCAUUAUUGGCAUCGAAACAGACAGGCCAUCUUACACCCUGCUGCGCUGCCAGCCAGUCAACAUCGAAUCCUCCUCGUCUACUACAUGCGUCAAGCUGUCAGCAAGGACGCGCAGGGAUUGUGAGGCAACGAAUAAGUUCCUGGUCGGGAGCAAUCAUUGCUUCUAUGGCCAUGGUGGUAAGCAUCUGCGUCUUUCAACGUCUGCGUUUGGGAUUGGUAGUAAUUCAGCGAUAAGUAUGACAGACUGUCAUUCGCAUCAGCCGUAUCGCAUAUUCAUGUGGCUCUCUAACGACUUUCUAGCAAACAACUGUCGACCAGGCACCACGUUGGUGACAAUGCCAAUCGCGCAUUUCGAGCAUGGCUUACUCUGUGCCUACGUAUCACGUGCCGCUUACUCUUGCUGUUCACGCACUUGACGACUCGAAUACCAUUCCGUCCUAGACUGGAUCUGGUCGGGUGCCACAGCCUUUACAACUCUCUGCACGGAAACCGUUAUCGAUAGUUUCGACUACUGAGAACCGACUCUACUCCGGCCGUCCAUCACAAGAUGUUUCCGUCUCUAUUUU
Molecule: messenger RNA, 891 nt
Organism: Aspergillus ruber CBS 135680
Lineage: Eukaryota; Fungi; Ascomycota; Eurotiomycetes; Eurotiales; Aspergillaceae
Exons: 1
Coding region: 184-741 (185 amino acids)
Source: RefSeq, a predicted model, not a curated record